This is a messenger RNA of Cantharellus anzutake, 1531 nucleotides long. Its product is annotated as batten's disease protein Cln3. Gene Ontology annotation, biological process: regulation of intracellular pH. Gene Ontology annotation, cellular component: membrane; vacuole. Bases 84 to 1472 code for a protein of 462 amino acids. The transcript has 9 exons. Lineage: Eukaryota; Fungi; Basidiomycota; Agaricomycetes; Cantharellales; Hydnaceae. The record is from RefSeq and is a predicted model, not a curated record.
GUCCGGUGUCACGCUCCAAACUGGACAAUGCGUGACCGGUUGGUCAUGCCAGAACAGUACACGGGAAUUUUUGCCGGUAACUCAUGUCACACCCUAGCCUCUUCAGAAACCUUGUUCUGAGGCUUCGAAUAUGCUUCUUCUUAUUUGGGACGAUUGGCAAUGUGUUGUAUGUGAUUAUUCUGUCUGCUGCAUUAGAUCUCGUCCCCACCGGGACACCCAAGGGGGUCAUCGCAUUCUGCGGUGUUACUCCUUCUCUAGCGACCAAAAUUGGAUGGCCUUACCUCCUCAAAGGGAAGAUACAGUAUAAACAAAGGAUUAUUGGAUGCUGCUUUAUGAGUGUUAUGGGGAUGACUGUUGUGGCCGCCUUUAAUCAUCUCUCGAUGCGUCUGCUGGGCAUUGCUUUAGCGUCACUCUCCUCUGGCCUCGGCGAACUCACCUUCCUUCAACUGUCGACAACGUAUACAUCGAGCGGGGUUUCCGGUGAUGCAUUAGGAUAUUUCGCGUCUGGCACUGGAUGCGCCGGACUUCUCGGAGCAGGCUUAUGGUGGGUUCUGAGGGGUCUUGGGGUACAGCUCGGCGUGGGCCUUUCGUCGUUGCUACCCUUCGUGAUACCAUUAGCCUAUUUCCACGUUCUUCCCACUGCAACCAACUUUCUGAAUGCAGGGGCCUAUACACCUUUCGAACAUGAUCAUUACAUGGGGACUCCAUCGACUGAAAACCCGGCAGAAAGCCCGAGCAUGAUCAUAACCUCAAAUGCCUCCUCCGGUGCCCCGUCCGUUUCCCUAACUCCCGCUGACAAAUGGCGUCUCGUUCACCCUCUGAUAUUGCGAUAUAUGGCCUCAUUAUCGAACCCCUACCUUGCAGUUUGUGUCUACACAUUUGAAUACACAAUCAAUCAAGGCAUAUCUCCUACACUAAUUUUUGCAGUCCCUAAACCUUCCCAACACCCUGUGCUGAGUCACAUCGUGAAGAGCAUUAGAGAUUAUUAUCCGCUCUGGCAGCUGAUCUAUCAAACAACCGUUUUUCUCUCCCGCUCUUCCAUCUCACUAGGCCUCCCUCCGCUUCCUCGAAAGUACCUCCCGGUGCCUGCAAUCUUACAAGCAUUCAUUUUGAUCUUCCUCUUCCUUGAAUCGUCGCGUGGUAUCAUCCCUCCCGGGGAGACCGGACAGCCUGAUGACGAUGAGAGCGCUAGCAUCCUAUGGGUUGCAUUCUUUAUUGCUAUUGAAGGAAUUUGCGGAGGUUCUGCAUACGUGAAUGCGUUCUACCAUGUAGGUCAUGAGGAUUUGGAUGUCGUGAGUCAGGAUCCCCUCGCGUUCGAACGGCAAGUCCAGGAACGGGAGUUCAAGAUCGGUGCUAUUGGUCUUGCGGAUACGUUCGGCAUCUUGAUGGCUAGCCUGCUAGCCGUACCUGUGGAGAUCAAGCUUUGCCAUGAUCAGAUCUCCCGCGGAAGGGAGUUAUGCAGGAAAGUGUAAAGAUGCAAUGCAGGGGCCUGCUUGGAACUGUUUUUGGGAACUGCGUUUCUUUCGGUAGG